This is a messenger RNA of Aedes albopictus (Asian tiger mosquito), 512 nucleotides long. RefSeq lists its product as uncharacterized. The annotation marks the transcript as partial. The record is from RefSeq and is a predicted model, not a curated record. NCBI's taxonomy places the organism in Eukaryota, Metazoa, Arthropoda, Insecta, Diptera, Culicidae. The transcript has a single exon.
GAACGGGCUCCGGCUGCCCCUGGCUGGGCUAGCGCCGCCCCGGGUCCUCAUGUGUAGCGCCUCGAUGGGCGCCGAGGGUUCCGUCACACUGCAACUGCGCGAGGCCGUCCAGGCGCCGGACGCCGGCACAUCCCUCGAGCAUGGUGGCCUCACCAUCGGCUACCCGGACCCGGAGAUGCUGGCCGAUAUGCUCGGGUCGUUUCAGAGUGCCUCGGCGGGUGCGGCCGGGCUGGGCGGCUCGGAACCAUCGUCGGCAUUUGAUCUCAUCCAGGACAGCAGCAGUAGCAACUGUAGCAACAGCCGCCAGUCCGGGCUGGACCCGGCAGUCGAUCAGCAACAACAGCAGCAGCAGCAGCACUGUCUGGCCAGUGCUUUGCUGGCGAAGGCAUCCGCGGCCGCAUCGGCAUCACCCACCGGAAGUAGUAGCAGUAGUAGUAGUGGCGGAGGAGGAAGUAGUAACAAUGUUGGCGGCGGUAGCAGCUUGACGCUCAGUGGAAUUAAAAGUGAGAUUG